Molecule: messenger RNA, 540 nt
Organism: Phialemonium atrogriseum
Lineage: Eukaryota; Fungi; Ascomycota; Sordariomycetes; Cephalothecales; Cephalothecaceae
Exons: 2
Coding region: 1-540 (179 amino acids)
Source: RefSeq, a predicted model, not a curated record
AUGCCUGUUCACGGUUUAUUCGAGUCGUUGCCCUACAUACCCACGAACCGAAGCCUCCUCAUUGGCAUUGCCUGCCUUAUCGUGGCGUCCACCCUUCUCGUCAUCUUGGUCACAACCAUGACAAGGCAUGAAAGCCAUCACAGAGACACAGCCAGAACCCACGGGCAAAACGUGGACGCCAGCGCCAGCCCGUCUUCUAAGACCCCCUUACCAGGCACAUCCGAGCACACGCAGAUCCGGGCAGAUUUCCCCGAGGCGGCCCACCUUGUCGACAGACCUCGUACGGCAAGACUUCUAUCUCCCUCACCGAUCCCCUGCCCGCACCUGACUCCGGCCACGAGCUCCGUCGACGGGCGGAAGGGGUCGACGGCGACGUGUUGGUCGGACGGGACAGACGAGGAUUACACCCCGGGCUUCCAGCACCUGGAUGUCCCCUCGUCACUGCUUGUCGGUGUCGGGGACCAGUUUGGCGGGAUAGGCUCUGAGAGGACUGCUAGCAAGGGGUGGGAGUCUGGCGAACUCGGUUGCUGUGUGAUCUAG